This is a messenger RNA of Parnassius apollo (apollo), 984 nucleotides long. The record is from the annotation of a GenBank genome assembly. Lineage: Eukaryota; Metazoa; Arthropoda; Insecta; Lepidoptera; Papilionidae.
AUGUGGUUAUUAAUUUUUUGGAGCAAUAUUGGAAUAUUAAGUUUUGAAAAUGUUGACUCAAAGAGUAUUCCAUUGGCUGUGAAAAAUAAAUUAUGCUUUGUAAACUAUGCUGAUGAUCGACCCCACAUAAGCAAUAGCACCAAUUUGAAAAUGAUAUACUAUGUGACGCCAACAUACCCAAGACCGGAACAGGCUCCAGAACUAACAAGACUGGCACAUACUUUAAUGCAUGUACCUCGGCUUCAUUGGAUCAUUGCUGAUGAUCAACCAAUUUGUUCUGAAUUGGUUUUGAACAUUCUCAGACGUACCAAUUUACCUUUUACCCAUAUCUCUAGUCCAAAGCCCUUCAUUUACAAAGGUACUAACUUCCCUCGUGGCGUAUCCAACCGCCGUGCUGCACUUACCUGGCUCCAAGAGAAUGUCGGAGAAGGCAUACUUUACUUUGGCGAUGAUGAUAAUACCGUGGACUUGCAACUUUUUGAAGAGAUAAGAAAUACAAAAAAAGUGUCUAUGUUCCCUGUGGGCCUCAUUGGUGGUUAUGGAAUAUCAUCACCAGUCGUCAAAAAUGGGAAGGUAGCUGGAUUUUUUGACUCUUGGCCGGGUUCAAGGACAUUUCCAGUCGAUAUGGCUGGUUUCGCUGUCAACAUUGAGUUCUUAAAGCCGACUGCUACCAUGCCCUACAUCGCCGGUCACGAGGAGGAUAAAUUUUUGGUUAGCUUAGGUUUACAAAUGGAAGAUAUUGAACCUCUUGCAGACAACUGUACUAAGAUUCUCGUCUGGCAUACUAAGACCGUGAAGUAUAAAAAACCUACUGUAAAGAUUAAUCUCAAACAGUUAGGCGAAUUACCUAAAUAUCGCAAUUUUGUUAACCUUCUUAAAGAAACAUCAAGGCUCGGUAUGGCAAAUAUAGAACCAAAUAACGGAACGAAACCAUACAUAACUCGCAAUCGUAAAUCCUAUGAAACUCUCACUGGCCUUCAAUAA